AUGCUCCCUGACCCGCUCUUCGACGUCUUACGGGCCUAUGCUACGCUGCAGUCUCCCAAAACAAUAAUGAGGAUAUCUGUGCCAUUUGGAGUGCUUCACGGCUUUUUGCUAAACCACAUCCUGCUCAAUCCACACCUCCGAGAGUUCCCGCCGUCGAAGCGGUAUCAGGUCUCCUUCUGGAAGUGGGCCAUAGACUGGCUUGAGCAACUCGCGUCGGACGAGGCAAGGUAUAUCUUGACACUUGAACUCCUGGAUGAAAUCGACGAGCGCAUCUAUACGCACCAUAUCGACCUUAUACAAGAGCUGUCAGCGUAUGUACGAAGCUUGGGCGCAGAUGCACCCCCUCCCUCAUAUAUGACUUACCUCUGGCCCGCGGGAACUGCUCCCAUCCGUCCUGUCUAUUCGGGCUACGCCAGUGCAACCCUACUGGAGUCUCAGACAACCAUCGAGGGCGGGACUACCGGCCUGAGAACAUGGUCUGCAAGCCUGGUUCUUGCCCAGUACCUUUUGUCUAAUACAGAGCUCAUCCGAGGGAGGAAUACGCUCGAGCUUGGAUGCGGAGCUGGUCUUCUCGGGAUCGUGGCCGCGUCCGUACAACUUGCGGGCAGUACCGAUUGGCCCUCUUUGUGGCUUACCGACGUCAAUGAAAUUGUCUUGCAACGCUGCGAGCACAAUUUAAAGCUGCAAUGCAAUCAGUCGCACGAGCAUCCCAACCUGCAUAUACGCACCCUCGACUGGUCCGACGCGGCUGAUACAAAACGGUGUUCGUCGGUGCAUGCUGUAUUCGAUGAAGCACAGCCGGAGAUCAUUUUGGGCGCAGACGUGGGCUACGAUCCCUCCAUCAUACCGCCACUUCUUGAUAUUCUGGUACUGGCCCUAUCUUCUCCUAGCAAUGGUUAUAAACGAGAGGCCUAUAUCGCCAUCACCCAGCGCAACGAAGACACCCUCGCGGGCUUCAUCCGUCAAGCUGAGGAACGCCUCUCAGUAGAAAUCGUCGCUUCCAUGCUUGCGGCCGACAACAUCUUCACAGCCGCCGCGGAGCUUGGCCACGCUGCAUCGGCGCACACGGUGAAGAUAUUUAGGCUACAAUCAAAAUCUUGA
Messenger RNA from Trametes versicolor FP-101664 SS1, 1101 nucleotides. RefSeq lists its product as uncharacterized. Bases 1 to 1101 code for a protein of 366 amino acids. The transcript is spliced from 7 exons. The record is from RefSeq and is a predicted model, not a curated record. Lineage: Eukaryota; Fungi; Basidiomycota; Agaricomycetes; Polyporales; Polyporaceae.